Acaulospora morrowiae is the source of this 339-nucleotide messenger RNA. The record is from the annotation of a GenBank genome assembly. NCBI's taxonomy places the organism in Eukaryota, Fungi, Glomeromycota, Glomeromycetes, Diversisporales, Acaulosporaceae.
AUGUAUGACAAUGGAAAUGCAACUGCAGCUCAUCGGAUACAAGGUGCCGUUUGCUGUGGUUCGCAACCUCAUCGUUGGAAUUAUUGCCUUUUGAGAGAAACAAACACACAAGAAAAGAUAAAAAAAGAACAUGGGAUGCAAUUACUAAUCGGCAAAUCAGCUCCUUCUAAAAUAGGUUCGUUUGACACGAACUUGCGCCAUAAUAGAUGGCAACAGGUUGGAGUCAUACCUUUAUUUCACAAAUACAUUCUAAGCACGACGUUCGAGUACAUUGUCGGAAUUAUGACCGUUCAGCCUAGCGAUGGUUACCUGAUGCAUACUCGUAAUCGUAGGUUGUGA